AUGGGUGAUAAUAAAAACGGCACUGAAAUGCUUACUGACGCGGAAGCUGAAUUAUAUGACAGGCAAAUCCGUUUAUGGGGUUUGGAAUCACAGAAAAGAUUACGAUUAGCACGUGUGCUUUUGAUCGGAAUGAAUGGCUUCGUCGCCGAAGUUGCUAAAAACAUAAUCCUUGCUGGUGUCAAGUCAGUAACAUUCCUAGAUCAUCGUAAUGUUGACACCGGUGAUUCAUGCUCUCAAUUUUUUGUUACUAGAAAUGACAUUGGUACAAACAGAGCAACAGCUUCAGUAUCUAGAGCGCAAAAUUUGAAUCCAAUGGUAAAAGUUUCAGCCGACGAGGAUCAUGUUGACAGUAAAAAUGAUGAAUACUUCAAGGACUUUGACGUUAUCUGUGCUUCUGAAUGCACUAUCACUCAGCUUAAAAAAUUGAAUGAUAUUUGCCGAAACUACGGCGUUAAGUUUUUCGCCGGCGAUGUUUGGGGAACUUUUGGCUACACUUUCUCUGACUUGAUCAUCCAUGAAUAUGUUAUGGAAGUAGUGCAAACAAAGAAAACCAAAGAAUCUGGUUCAGACAAACCUAAAGUCGAAAGCACUACUGUCAACGUCAGAAACGAAGAAACAUUUGUACCAAUUCAUAAAAUUCUUGAUGCUACACAACUGCCUAAAGAUACUGAGACUUAUUAUUUAUUCCAAGUUUUGUUAAACUAUCGUGAGAAACAUCGCAGAGAUCCGCUGCCAAAUGAACGUGAUUGCAAUGUUUUGCUUUCCGAAGCGCGUGCUAUCAUUGAAAAGAAUAAUUUGGGAGAUAAGAUUAACUACUUACUUGAAGGUGAUUUGUAUGCACAAACAAGCCCCACGUGUGCCAUAAUCGGCGGAAUAAUGGGUCAAGAAAUAAUAAAGACUGUUUCCCAGAAAGAGCCUCCGCAUAACAACUUGUUCCUGUUUAACCCUCACACAAUGUGCGGCAAAGUUGUGCAGCUCGGCUAUUAA
This is a messenger RNA of Cotesia congregata, 987 nucleotides long. The record is from the annotation of a GenBank genome assembly. NCBI's taxonomy places the organism in Eukaryota, Metazoa, Arthropoda, Insecta, Hymenoptera, Braconidae.